AUGCUGUCAACAAAAAUGCCCAAUCCGUGGAUUUUCUUUCUGCUGAGUGCCUUUUGCUCAGUCCAAGGCAGCUUUAAUAUGGAACCUGUUCGAAAUCCAGUUCUAAAUAGGCUUGAUAUUCCUGCUCAGCUGAACCAUCAUCAGCAGGAUUUACAACUGCAAGACCAUAAGAAUAUUCCUGAUGUCACUGUUGAAGCCGGCAAACCAUUCAUCAUAAAUCUACCAUCGCAGACUUCUAUGGCUGAGGUCACCGGACGCGAUGGUAAACCUCUUCCACCUUGGAUUGUUUAUGACGCCACUAGUCAGACCGUCCGUGGCCAGCCAUCUUCCUCGGAUGCCGGUGACUGGGCUGUUCGAGUCGAUGGCCCAGCUAGGGAAGUCUUCACUAUUAGAGUGCGUCGGCAGAUUAUGGACGACGAUGAUGCAAAUGAAGGAUCAGGUUCACUCAUUGAUGAUUAUUCGGAAUCAGACGAUGUGGAACCGGAUGUAAAUGAAGAAAACUUAUCACCUAAUAAGCCUGUCGUUAUCUCUCCAACCACACCACUUUUUAACGGUCCUUCCGUUUUAGCUACCCCUGUGAUGGAACCCAUUCCUAGCACGAAACCCAAAAAUAAGAAUCCGACCAAUCCUGCUAAUAGGAUGACUGCCAUUGAACCGACCCUUAAUCGACAAAUCGAACCGACUCCCGUCCAGGUUAUGGAAGGGACUACCGUUCGCGUGCUCGAUGAUUAUAGCAAUAGUUCAUUGUUUGAUCGGAUUGAAGAAACACAGUCCUCCGAAGAAACUCCGCCGCUGACGGAUGAUCUCGAAUUUUUGGGGCCUAAUUCAAUUUCUGAUUAUGACGAAGAGACAGCAAAGAAUUCACCGAUUCCUCCUACAGUGACCAUGCGCAUACCAAAAAUUCCGGCUACAGCUGGCAAAGUGUUCCGGUUUGUAAUUCCAGUUACAACUUUUUCUGAUCCCGUGGAUGGCAGCUCGGCCAAUUUGCACUUGGAGUUGCUUUCUGAAGAUGGAAAGCCGCUCGACGGAAUAACUUGGAUUGGAUUUAAUGCAACCAAGCGGGAGAUUUACGGGUUGCCUUUAGCCGAUGAUAUCGGCAAGUACUCGUUUUUGGUGCAGGCACGAAAUUCAGCCAAUUUGACAGUUACAGAGGGGGCUGAGAUCCAAGUGCGUCAACAUCCUUCUGAAAGAGCGUUCCAUCACCAAUUUACCUUGCAGCUAGAACCCGAAUUCUCGGAAGAUGAAGAGACCUUACCCCAGGUCUACUGGAUGCUCAAAACAGUAGCUGGCUUAUCUAGAACAGUUGGUGACAAAGAAGAUUUUAUAGUAGUGCGCCGCAUCAAUGGCACCGUUAAGAAUGGCAACGCCUUUACGUUCACGUGGUCUAACGAGUCUCUUCCUCGCACGCACUGUCCUGAAGACGAAAUUCAUGAAUCUUUUGAUCUGAUUUAUAAUCGGGUAGCUGAUCAGGUGACUGAUCAGUUAGAUACCGAAUUAGCCCCGCAGCUGAGUGUCACAUUAGGUAGCGUUGAACUUGACGGUAUUUGUCAACCAUUACCAGUAAAUCCACCGCCGAGCAUUCCACAAAAAGAGACUAAACCAUCGAGCAAAAUGAAUCAAGCGCCUACAACACGCAACCAAGUGGACCACUUGAGCGCUGAAGUAGGUGUACUCUUCCGUUAUCCAGUCCCAGCUGACACGUUUCACGACGAAGAAGACGGCGAUACACGGAUGCUCAAAUUGUCCUUACAAAAUAUGAAUCGCCAACCAUUAGAUUCACGCAACUGGCUUCAAUUCGACUCGCCCAAUCAAGAAUUCUACGGCCUGCCGCUGGACAACGAUGUCGGCAGUGAAGAAUACCAACUGUUGUGCACGGAUAGCUCUGGAGCUGUCGAAUCUGACGGACUAGUCGUGGUUGUCAAAGAAAGAUCAAAAAAACCUGAAGAUCAACCGUUGGUUGAAUUUUCACUCACCAUUGACGAUAACUAUGAUACUCUAAUGGGCAAGGCUAGUCGUAAAGUCCGGUUAAUCGAAGCAUUGGCUCAGAUAUUCAAUGACCCCAAUCACAGUAAUAUUAUCAUUCGAUCAUUUACCUCUGGCUCUACAGUAGUGACUUGGAGCAACGCCACUUUGAUUGGCACGGAAUGCCCGCCCAAUUCGGUGAUAGAAAAUCUUCGCCGUAUGCUGAUGGAUGACGAAGGAAAACUGACCCAGAGAAGCACAGAAAUUCUCGUAGCUGCCGAUUUUCAACCUUCGUCUGCACAAGUGUCUCCGCUGGGCAACUGUGUCGGACAGCAUACGCCAACCUUCGCGCCGGGUGCCGACGAUGGGAAAACCGAAGGCGUAGACGGGCAGUCUACUGACGAUGCGUGGUCUGACGAUUACCUACUAACAUUCAUCGUUCCGGGCAUCAUUAUCACGGUGAUGCUGUUGCUUGCUGCCGUAAUUGCGUGCAUUCUUUACCGUCGCAGACGAACAGGAAAGCUGGGCCUGGAAGAGCGGCGCAGUUUUGUCUCGAAAGGUAUUCCAAUCAUAUUCGCCGAGGAAUUAGAAGAGCGACCAAGUGGUCGUCAUCCGGCCAAAGCACCUGUUAUUCUCAAAGAGGAGAAACCGUCCCAGCCACCCGAUUACCAUAAGGUGCGCUCCUCAGCUAGCCCCUAUGCAUCGCACAAAGCAGCCGAGCAGCAUGACUUGCUCCGUACACCGUCGGACGAUGCGGAAGAGGAGCCAAACAGUCUUUAUCAACCGCCACCUCCCCUGUCGGCUGGUCGCGAUUCCUCGUCACGAUACUCGCGACCCAAAGCCACCCCAGCUUAUCGAAAACCACCUCCUUAUGUUCCACCCUAAUAUUGCGUAUUGACUGCCAGAACUCUAUUAUUUUUCUUUAUUGUUUCUUCUUUCUUUUUCGAUCCUUCUAACAACAAUCUAGAUAGACUCUUACAAUUUAAACUAGAUUUUUUGCUCCUUGAACUGAACGUAUGUGUUACUCUAACGAAAUGUGUUAAAUCUCUUGUCUCUUUACUCGAUUUCCUUGUUGCGCAGCUAAUAUCAGUCCCACCAUUUUGUUUCUUUUUUAAAGUUAGUGCAAGCUUUUUUCUUCACCUAAAAACAAAGAACUUCUGUAGACACUAUUUUGCCAUUACAUCAGCAAGUCUUUGUAGAUCCUCCACAAAGUCACAAGUAAAUAUAAAACAGAAAAAGAG
Molecule: messenger RNA, 3203 nt
Organism: Daphnia pulex (common water flea)
Lineage: Eukaryota; Metazoa; Arthropoda; Branchiopoda; Diplostraca; Daphniidae
Gene: Dg
Product: dystroglycan 1-like
Exons: 5
Coding region: 1-2847 (948 amino acids)
Biological process (GO): axon guidance; morphogenesis of an epithelium; muscle attachment
Cellular component (GO): dystrophin-associated glycoprotein complex; dystroglycan complex; sarcolemma
Molecular function (GO): laminin binding; calcium ion binding
Source: RefSeq, a predicted model, not a curated record